UCUUUUUCAUGUGCUUGGUGUGUAGCUAAGGGGAGUAGCUAACCAGAAACCAGAACCUUCUAGUAGUUUCUGUGGAGCGUAAAAAAGUGUCCUGCCGUGAAAUUCAAACCAAAGGAGGCUAUUUCUACGAAAUUGAUCCUUGUACAGAGGGUAAAAUUGUCAUUGAACAAAAUUAUUAUGCCUCCUUAUAGUUCUGAUUUAGCAACAAGAUGUGAUGGACACAUAAACUCCUAGUAUUAUACUGUACUUUAUUGUAACAACAAGAAAAAAAAACUAUAAUAAUAAUAAUAAUAAAUAUAUUCCUUCAUUGUUAUGACCCUGAUCUGAGGGUUUUCACAUGUAUUGGAAAUGAGCGUUUUAAAUAAAUACGACUUAUACUAUAACUUUUUUCCACCAAUUAUAAUCUCUGCUGCUUGGGAAGGUUGAAAUAAAGGUUAAUCACACAAAAUCCAGUGUCCUUUUUUGCGUGGGGAUAGAUAUCUAAAUAUGAUAAUAGUACAGUAUAUAGAACUAUAUUAAAAAAGACUGUGCUGCAUAUGUGAGAAUGGAGUCCAAAUUUAUGACGCAGUGCAACAAAACUGUAUAAAUAAAAAGCAAUCUUGUGAGAAAACGGCAAAUCAAAAACUGCCCUUGGAGAUUUUUUUUCAAAUUAAUAGAUAUUAUUGCCACUAUUAUUUUCAGGCUUUCCACCAUUUAGUAAUUAAUAAAUACGUUUAAAACAAGUGUCAACCUUGAUAUGGCCCGAUGUAUGGCGGCCAUUAACUUUACACAACCACACGAGGGAGAAAGACCGAGUUCAAUUUUAGUUCAAUAUUUCCUGGGAUCUGCAGGGCCUUAAUUUGUCAAUGGCUCUCUAUUUUAAGAUUUCCUUUCAUGUACAAAGACCUUGAGGGAAACCGACUCUUUGACCUGGAGAGUGUUUCCAGGUCGGAGGCUUAGUUUGGUAGAUGUUUGUGUAGAAAUACAAAUAAAAAUAUUCUCAACAGGGGUGAGCGCGUGGCCACAGCUUUGGUGUUUUGCCACCCGGGUUUCUUCGGUGAAAGUAGUCUAAUAUAUUUUUAAACAACAUCUUAAGUGAACACAGUCUCUUGUGCAGCAUUCUUAAGGGGCCUGGAUGGAUGAAGAACAAGCCCCUCCACGCUGUUUGAUCUUGAUCUCAAAGUUAGUGACAUUUUAGUUCAGAACAAUUAUUUAAAAUAAUUGAAAUUUUAGUUCAGAAUAUCCAUCCAUCCAUUUUGUAUACCGCUUGACCCCACGGGCGUCGCGGGCGUGCUGGAGGCUAUCCCAGCAGUCAUCGGGCAGUUGGCAGGGCAACUGAUUGUUGUUCAGAACAAAUGAUUUAUUUGGAUAGGUUUAUGCGCACGUGAUUAUAGGCGCGGCUAGAAGCGGACGUGAGGAUCCAACUUCCUGUAUGACGUAUGGAGAGGAUCAAGGCAGGUGACAAAAAAAAAAAAGAACGCGGUGACACUUCAGUAGUACGGACUUUUCCACUAAGAGCUAGCGCGUACGCAAAACAUUAACAGAUUUAAAAAUGGAACCAAAGCUGAUUGCAUUGUUUUUGUUUCUUUUUUACUUUGUCAGCGCAAACCAAGAUUCUGUGCAGGAUGAAGUGUCUUGCCGUAAAAUUCAAGGCAACGAAGGCUGUUACCACAAAUUUAAACGUUGCCCAGGGGGUCAAAUUGACGUUAAGCAAGACAAGACUACUAUUGGCCAUGCCGACUUCAUCAAGAAUCCGGCCAGCAUUACAUCCGAUGAAUGUAUGAAUGAGAGUGGUAUUUUCAUAAACUACGGCAGGAACAUUUCAGUAGUGUACCACAAUUGCAGUGGGGUGCCUGAAGAUAGCACAGAUUUCUAUUGUACUCAUGAUACUUCAAUGAAUGGAGCGCUCGGAACCAGUAGCAAGCCUAAUGUAACUCAUCCUAUUGCCAAUGAUACUUCAAAGAAUGGAGCGCUCGGAACCAGUAGCAAACCCAAUGUAACUAAUCCUAUCGCCAAUGAUACUUCAAAGGAUGGUGAGUUUGGGACUGGUCUGAGUCAUGAAAUGCCACGGAUGAAAACGGUGUGGAACCGUGUUCGUGGUCCUUUGGUGGUCGUGGUCGUGGCCCUGGUCCUGGUCCUGUGCGUCAAGGGGAGGAGGGAACCAGACAACCAUGAGGGAAACAAUAUAGAAAUGGAGCCCUUACAGGAUGUCGUUGAGCCUGAUCAAGCUGCCUCAGCUUAAGGUUAGGUUGGACUUGUUUCUUCUCUGCCAAGCAUUGGUGUGGAAUCAAAGGCAGAGAAGAGGAAAACGCUGUGCUUGUUGCACAUAAGAAUAGCAAAAGGAAUAUAUUAGUAAUACAUAUUAGUAAUUAAUAAUACUUUAUUAUUUUGCCUCCUUAUAGUUCUGAUUUAGCAACAAGAUGUGAUGGACACAUAAACUGCUAGUAUUAUACUGUACUUUAUUGUAACAACAAGAAAAGAAAACUAUAAUAAUAAUAAUAAUAAUAAUAAUAAUAAUAAUAAUAAAUAUAUUCCUUCAUUGUUAUGACCCUGAUCUGAAGGUUUUCACAUGUAUUGGAAAUGAGCGCUUCAAAUAAAUACUACGACUUAUCCUAUAA
Molecule: messenger RNA, 2597 nt
Organism: Syngnathus typhle (broad-nosed pipefish)
Lineage: Eukaryota; Metazoa; Chordata; Actinopteri; Syngnathiformes; Syngnathidae
Exons: 9
Coding region: 1532-2221 (229 amino acids)
Source: RefSeq, a predicted model, not a curated record